AUGUUUGAUCAAAUUGAAAUCGAUAGCGACAAUGAAUCAGUAACCGAUUUUUUAAGUGAAGAUAAAUUUGUAGAAAAAUUAGAUAAGGAUAACUUUGACAGAAGUGAAUUUACAGAAAGUUAUUUAGGUAGGAAUAACUUCAUAGAGGAUAAUUGUCUAAACGAACUAGCAGAAAACUAUUUUAAUAAGGACGAAUUAGUUGAGAAUUAUUAUGAGAAUGAAUCAGUUAAAGAUUAUUCUAAUACAAAUGAAUUGACUAGUAAUGAUGAUUGGCUAGAGAAUAAUAAAGAUGAGACGGAUAACCUUUAUGUUGGUAAACGAUUUGUAUCAUGGCAAGAAGUUAUAAAAUUCCUUAAUUAUUAUUGCAAGCAAAAAAGGUUUGGAUAUAGAAAGGAAUGCUCAAAAAAAAGUGAAGGAUUAGAGGAUGCUAAAAAAAGAACUUUUUUAUGCAAACAUGCAGGGACAUAUAAACCAAAUAAAUCUGCAGGGCUUGAUCAACAGCGAAAUAAACCUUCAUGCAAAGUUGGUUGUAUGUGGUAUAUUAAUAUUGCCAAAAAAGGCAGCCUUAAUGCAACAAAACAAUACCAGAUGCUUUUAAGCAAAUAUCAAUGUUGUGUUGUCAAGCAAGAUCUAUAUAAUGCAAUUCAUAUAAUUCGGCAUAAAAAAGAGCCUGCAAAAAAUGAUCCAUUCAAUGUUCUUAAUUUUUUGUUAGAAAAGAAGGCUGAUAACCCAGAAUGGGUUGUGGAGGUUAUACAACAAGCACUUGGGCUUUGUCCACCAGUAAUUAUUACUGAUGCCGAUCCUGCAAUGGAUGCGGCUAUUGUUCAAACCUAUCCUAAAAUGAGAUAUUUGCACUGCAUCUGGCACAUAGGCCAAAAUCUUCCUAAAAAUUUAAAAAAUAAGUUAUAUGGUAAUUAUGAAGAUUUUGCCAAAAAAUUUUUUCAAUGCCAUAAUAAACUUAGUAUUGAAAGCUUUGAGUAUGAAUAUGUAAAAUUAAUUGAGGAUUACCCUGCUGCAGCAAGCUAUCUUAAACAUUUAUAUAAAAGCAAAAAGUCAUGGACAAGAUGUUAUACGAGUUCGUGUUUCACAGCUAGAAUGCAAUCUACAAGCCGUAUUAAGAGUGUUAAUGGAAUAAUUAAAAAGGAUUUAGAUGGUCGAUGUGUAUCAUUAAAUGAUCUCUGCACAAGCAUUACUCGGAUUCUUAAGAAGCACCAAAAUCAUAAAGAAUUUGUAGCAUGGAAAGAAACAAUGCCUAUAAUCACACCACCUAAUAUAUAUAAUAUAAUCUUUCGUGAGAUUGAUAGUGAACUUCAUAAUUGUGUGACUCUUGCAAUAACUGAAAAAAUUCGGGAACAAAUAAAUCAUACUUGUAUUGAUGAAGUUUUUGAUCUAUCUCAAACCUUAGCAAAUACCAUUCUUAAGACUAUUUCAGACUGGGUCUGUAGACACUUUCUUCGUAUCAUUUGUACAUCACCAGAAGCUAGAUUUCACAUUAAUAUGAUUAAUCAUCAUUGGCUCAAUGACAAUGUAUAUGGCAGUGACUUAAAUAACAAAAACUUUAUUAGAUUAGUGAAUGAAGAUACAAAUACAUCGGGAAAUUUUUUUUAUAGAAA
Messenger RNA from Racocetra persica, 1613 nucleotides. Lineage: Eukaryota; Fungi; Glomeromycota; Glomeromycetes; Diversisporales; Gigasporaceae. The record is from the annotation of a GenBank genome assembly.